CGCCAAUGAGAGGCGUUGGCGCUCAGAGCGCUGUUUCGGAGAGCUCAGGGUCCGGAGAGCAAGCGGUUAAGCGGCGCUGUGUAGUUGGAAGUUUCCUGACAGGGAAGCGCUGAGGCGCCGGGAACGUCGCGGAGUGACGGGUAAGUAGCGGAUUAGUUUAGAAAAUGCCUGCCCAAAAGUAUGAGAAUGGCGAGACUGUGAUGGCCCGAUGGCCGGGGAGCAGCCUGUACUAUGAAGUGCAAGUGGUAGAAUUCAAUACCCAGAAGCAGGAAUAUAAAGUCCUUUAUAAAGAUGGAACUGACCUGGAUCUACAGGAGGGGGAACUUAAGAGACCGAAUGUCUUCAACAGAGCCUCGAACAAGAAAAGAUCCUCCUCUCCCUCGAGACGCAGGAGUCGAUCGAGGUCCCGAUCUCCAGGUCGCUCUCGCUCCCCAGGCCGGCGCCGUUCCCCUCAGCGGGCAAGUUCUCCGGGGCGACCCACAAAGAAUGGACAUCAGACAUCUCUAAUCAAAGAUAUUAAAAAAGGGGAUACACUUCAAGUGCACCUAACCCCUGUGAAAUUGCAGGAUUACAGUACUGGAAAAUAUAACGGGGAGCCUGAAGGCUUUGAAAAAACAAUUGCAACCCUCAGAGCACCGAUAAAAUCAGUGGAGCUGUUGGAGGAAGAGGAGGAAAGGAAUGAGAAGGUUUUGCGAUACAGCCUGAGCCCGCGGAAGGAGAGCAGCAUUCCAAAGGGGAUUGUGCUGACAGACAGCGGGCCGACAGAAAGCCUGCCAGAAACCGCUGAGAAGAAUGCCGAGAAUCCAAAACUGGCAUUUGGAGGAACAGUCGGCUGCCUCCUAUUUAUGAUCUGCUUCCUGGCUCUCCUGUACUGCCUCCUAGUGGCCUGUGGGCCGCACAGAGCCUCCGUCUAUCCAUCUCUGGAACUUCUGGACGCUCAAGUGUUUGGAUUCUUUGUUCUGUGGAUAUUCCUUCAAGCAUUCUUUGCAAUUCUUCCACUUGGAAAGGUUGUAGAUGGCGUACAGCUUGGAAACGGGAGCAGGCUGAAGUAUCGUAUGAACGGAAUCCAUGUGUUCUUUCUGACUGCAGCGACAGCGGCGGCCAUGAUGUAUUAUUACAAGAUCAACAUCCUUUAUGUAUAUGAGCAUUAUCUUCAGUUUGCAGCUUCUGCCACAUUGUUUUCUCUUUUCUUGAGCAUUUAUCUUUAUGUGCGGUCCUAUAGGGUCCCCAAUGAGGAGCUUUCUUGGACAGCAAAUUCAGGGAGCUUCAUCUAUAAAUUCUUCAUGGGCCGAGAGAUAAACCCACGGAUCGGAAAUCUUGACUUUAAAAUGUUCUUUGUGUUUCAGCAAUCAUUUAUGGCCUGGGUUCUUAUUAACGCAGUCAUGCUCUUUGCUGAAAUGGAAGUACAAGGUCGGGAUGAGCCGUCCCUAUCGAUGAUAUUGGUGAACAGUUUGCAGCUGCUCUACGUGCUCGAUGGUUUCUGGAAUGUGGAAUAUUUUUUAAUGUCACCGGAUGUUAAUGAUGGAUUUGGUUUCUUGUUGGCAUUUGGAAGUGCGGCAAUCCUCCCAUUCACGUACUCCUUACAGGCUUAUUACUUGGUGAACAAUCCUGUGGAUUUGCCGUGGCAGGCAGCCUGCGCCAUUGUGGCCUUGAACCUUCUGGGUUUUAUCAUUUACCGAGGAGCCAAUAGUCAGAAGUCGGCCUUCAGGCAGAAUCCAGAUGAUCCGAGGCUUUCCCAUCUGAAAACUCUCCCGACCUCGGCCGGAAGCAAACUCCUGAUCUCUGGUUGGUGGGGAUUUGUCCGCCGCCCCAAUUACUUGGGCGACAUAAUCAUGGGCGUGGCCUGGUGUUUGCCCUGCGGCUUUAAUCACAUUGCGCCCUAUUUCUACGCGAUCUUCUUGCUAGUUCUUCUCCUGGACCGAGUAGCCAGGGACGAGCAGAGAUGCAGGGAGAAGUACGGGCCGGACUGGGACAAGUACUGCAAACAUAUAAAAUCAGUGGAGCUGUUGGAGGAAGAGGAGGAAAGGAAUGAGAAGGUUUUGCGAUACAGCCUGAGCCCGCAGAAGGAGAGCAGCAUUCCAAAGGGGAUUGUGCUGACAGACAGCGGGCCGACAGAAAGCCUGCCAGAAACCGCUGAGAAGAAUGCCGAGAAUCCAAAACUGGCAUUUGGAGGAACAGUCGGCUGCCUCCUAUUUAUGAUCUGCUUCCCGGCUCUCCUGUACUGCCUCCUAGUGGCCUGUGGGCCGCACAGCGCCUCCGUCUAUCCGUCUCUGGAACUUCUGGACGCUCAAGUGUUUGGAUUCUUUGUUCUGUGGAUAUUGCUACAAGCAUCCCUUGCAAUUCUGCCACUUGGAAAGGUUGUAGAUGGCGUACAGCUUGGAAACGGGAGCAGGCUGAAGUAUCGUAUGAACGGAAUCCAUGUGUUCUUUCUGACUGCAGCGACAGCGGCGGCCAUGAUGUAUUAUUACAAGAUCAACAUCCUUUAUGUAUAUGAGCAUUAUCUUCAGUUUGCAGCUUCUGCCACAUUGUUUUCUCUUCUGUUCAGCGUUUAUCUUUAUGUGCGGUCCUAUAGGGUCCCCAAUGAGGAGCUUUCUUGGACAGCAAAUUCAGGGAGCUUCAUCUAUAAAUUCUUCAUGGGCCGAGAGAUAAACCCACGGAUCGGAAAUCUUGACCUCAAAACUUUCUUUAUGUUUCAGCUUGCAUUAAUCAGCUGGGUUCUUAUUAACGCAGUCAUGCUCUUUGCUGAAAUGGAAGUACAAGGUCGGGAUGAGCCGUCCCUAUCGAUGAUAUUGGUGAACAGUUUGCAGCUGCUCUACGUGCUCGAUGGUUUCUGGAAUUUGGAAUACUUUUUAAUGUCACCGGAUAUCACUCGUGAUGGAUUUGGUUUCUUGUUGGCGUUUGGAAGUGCGGCAAUCCUCCCAUUCACGUACUCCUUACAGGCUUAUUACUUGGUGAACAAUCCUGUGGAUUUGCCGUGGCAGGCAGCCUGCGCCAUUGUGGCCUUGAACCUUCUGGGUUUUAUCAUUUACCGAGGAGCCAAUAGUCAGAAGUCGGCCUUCAGGCAGAAUCCAGAUGAUCCGAGGUUUUCCCAUCUGAAAACUCUCCCGACCUCGGCCGGAAGCAAACUCCUGAUCUCUGGUUGGUGGGGAUUUGUCCGCCGCCCUAAUUAUUUGGGCGACAUAAUCAUGGGCGUGGCCUGGUGUUUGCCCUGCGGCUUUAAUAACAUGGUGCCCUAUUUCUACGCGAUCUUCCUGAUACUUAUUCUCCUGGACCGAGUAGCCAGGGACGAGCAGAGAUGCAGGGAGAAGUACGGGCCGGACUGGGACAAAUACUGCAAACAUGUGCGCUACCGCUUACUCCCAUAUGUUUACUAGCCCGACGCACCGUAGGCCCCGCCCCCCCGGGGGGUUACCCAAAACCUGUGUAGAACGACCUGUAUAUAAUGUUUUUACAAAUUCUUUUUUUUUAAAAAAUAUAUAUUUUUAAGUGCAAAUAUAUUUAAAAGAAGGUAUUUAGCAAAUCUUACGCCCACGCUUGCCGUUUGCUCAAAGUUCCGUUUCAUGGUAUAAACUUCAUUGGGGAAUCCGUUUUUAGUAGAGAUAAUUGGCUCCGGCGGAACCCAGACAAACUGGUCAGUUGGCCUUACUUUUUAUUUACUUAUCAAAUGUAUAUAAAGCAACUUCCUGCCAUUCAUUAUUUAGUAUUUCCUAACCAAUUCCCACCUAUUGGGGCCCCCAACCGGGCCUAGAGCAGCCGCAUACACAGAACCCCAACUCUCCCUGUGCAGCAGCUGAACUCAGGUACCGAGCUUGGUUCCAUACAGAGGGGCCCAUUGCUUUCUGUUUGCUCUGGUUAUUUGGGUUGUGGCCAUGGUCGGACUGGGCUGGAGCUUGUAACUGAGAUGGGGGGCCCCAGGCAAGAGCACGUUGGGCCCCACAUACUGGUUGUGACUGCUCCAAUUAACUACAGGAUGCCCUGUAAGUGCUCUAAUAGGUUGGCAGCUAACCAAUAAGCAGUGAGGAUUGUUCUUGCAUAAGGAGGGGUGAGAAUUGCAUUGGAAACCAAAUAAUGUUUUCUAGUUAAACUCCAAAAAAAAAAGCAUUUUGGGUUUGUCUUGGGAAGGUGAGGAUGAUUAUUGAAUUGAUAUAUAGAUAUAUAUACUUACAUAAAGGGAGGGUGGAGUGAGAAGUAAUUACAGUGCUAAUGCUGUGGUUUGCAUUUGCCCACAAUGGUGCCUUACACUAUAAAUGGGCAGCAGCUUAUGGGUAAUGGCACGCUGGCCUGUUGGCGCAGAACUGCCCCGUGUGUGGCUCUGGGGGGGCUUCCCAAGCUCAGCUUAGCGCUCUGACAGCUGCUGCCGCUGUGUAUUUACCCUUUAUUGUAUUUCUUUUGCCAUCCCAAAUAUUCUGCCUUGGAUACAGGGUAAAGCCCAGUACCUGCCGGCCUAUCGAGUGCUGAAUCCCUUCUAUCUGCUAAGCUUUAAUGAGUGCUCUUGGGCUCGGAGACAUUGGCUUUACUGCAUUUACUUGUAAAUAUUCUCAGAUAAAGCAUAUUUUUGUACGUAGGCGUAGAGCACAGUAAAUAUAUAUUCACAUUUUUAUUGCUUUCUGUGGUGACCGAGUUUCCUUUUCGAGUGCAGGGAGAGAGGAUUCUGCUCAGGAUUUAUUCAUAUUUCUAAGAUUCUGUAUUUUUCUAUUACACGCACCAUAAAUGUUCUGUAUUAAAUUCUGUGUAUGGGGUCUGAGCAAUCAUGAUCCAGUCUGUGAGCGGAACCUACCUCAGCUAUAGAGCAAUAGAGCGAGGCUAAUGUCCCCCCCCUGCUCUUCCUCCCUGGCCACUCCGCUUAGGGCUUAGCCCCUUUAACUGCCCGAGCUCACUAACCUGUGCCAACUUCAUGUUUAAUGCCCCCAGAACCCAUUGCAUUAAAUACAGCGCCAAUAUUAUGAACACAACUGCAGCCUGUUUGUUAGCAGCAUGGAAGCAGGGAGAGGCAUAACAGGGUAUUAAUGGGUAGGAGAGGUAAAUAUCAAGUUGUGGGGGCAGUGACAGUCAGUAUGGGGGUAAGUUUGCAGGGAGUGAAGGAACAGAAUGCAAUAGAGACAGACGGGCGCUGCUCCCAGUGGCAGUUACAUUAAUGCAGAGGGACGUGUAUUGGGAAGUUUCUGUUUGUGUUCAUAUUUUGUAUCUUAUUGUCCCCUUUAAUCUUUAUCAAUUCUCCUUGUCACUUCUGUUGGUACCUGAUAAAAUGGCGACCCCGUGAGUCCUACACCAUAGAAUUAAAUAGAAAGCGGGUUUUUACUGUGGCUAAUACUUUGCUAAAUCUGCCUCUGUAUGCUCUAUGUAGCGGGUGGGGGUAGGACUCACAGGGCCCCUAGCAGGGAAUUUACUGCCAUUUUAUAAGGUACCCACAGAAGUGACGAGGAGAAUUAAUUCAUACAGUGAUGUCACAUGCCUUUCCUUACGUUACAGGGGGAAAUACUGCAAUAAAUGGAAUUAUGAGCAGUGUAUAAUAGGUAUAAAGAUUCUACAGUUAUUGUGUAUGUGUCAUUUCUAUUAAUUGUCUCUUACUGUUCCUCCUCUGCUCUCCCACCCAUAGUCGGAUCUCCCCCAGCCUAACUCCACUUCCCAUAAUGCCUUGCAUGUUCUGUAAUGAACAAUGCAUUGUGGGAACCUGGAGUAUUGGCUGGGGGAGAUGAGAUUUCCAGGAGGAGACACACGGGGACAGACAGACGGACAGAGCUCUCAGUAUCAGUCACAUUUACUCACCAGUAUAACAUUCUCCAUGUUCCAUUGGGCAGUUGCCUGGAAGAGCAUUUUCUUCCAUUAAACAACAAAAAGUCAUUAUUUGGUCAGACUUCCCCUUGAACUUUUGCUGAAAUAUUUGCUUUAAUGAAACAUUAUUAGACAAUGUCCUGUAUAGUUUUUCUAUCAUUGUGAGAGAAAUGUUCAUUUUUAAUAUUCGGCACAUUUUAUGGGUGACUUUUACGCUUCUAUGAACGGAUGUGGUUCCGGGCGCUCAGAGCGGCGCCUUUUUAUACCGGAAAAGUGUCAUUUUGUUUUGCUUAAAUAAGAGAAGAAAAAAAUCAUUAAAAAUGAAUAAAAAAGAAAA
Messenger RNA from Xenopus tropicalis (tropical clawed frog), 6109 nucleotides. The record is from RefSeq and is a predicted model, not a curated record. Lineage: Eukaryota; Metazoa; Chordata; Amphibia; Anura; Pipidae.